AUGGCGACUCUCCUUCCCCCACCCAAGCGGCAGAAGGUGUACCACGGCGUACCAGAACCAGAACCAGAACCCGUUCAGCCUGCACCAAAUGUCGUUGUGCAAUUCGUCUCCGAAGAUGAUGGCAAGCCUUUAGCUCCUGCCGUGAAUUUGCCUGCCAACAUUCCACGGGAUGCCUUGGAAUCUCUGGUGAACAAACUAAGUACAACGGACGAUGAUCCGGUGCCGUUCUCGUUUUCUAUAGCUGUACCCGGGGACACAUCCAACAAUGGCGCCCCUACCCGGAUCGUCAUCUCCAACUCUAUUGAAAAAGAUGUACUAUCACAUCCUACCCAUGACUUCUCGCCUGAAGAUAUAUUCGUGAUACAAUGCUCCCCACAAGCCGUAUUCAAGGUGCGGCCCGCAACGCGGUGCUCUUCGACUCUGAGCGGACACUCCUCGCCUAUACUCUGCGCAUCUUUCUCGCCAACUGGUAAUUUGCUUGCGACCGGAUCCGGCGACUGUAAUGCACGACUGUGGGACUUGUUCACGGAAACACCUAGCCAUGUACUGUCAGGGCACAAGGGCUGGGUGCUAUGCGUUGAAUGGGACGGCAUGGAGAGGAAGCUUGCGACCGGCGGACAUGAUGGCCAUGUACGACUAUGGGAUCCCAAGAGCGGCAAGCCGAUAGGUGACGCCAUGAGGGGCCACACGAAAUGGGUCACAUCCAUUGCAUGGGAACCGAUACAUAUCAAUGCCGCAGCACCUCGCCUGGCUUCCUCCUCUAAGGAUGGCUCGGUCCGCGUAUGGUUAGCAUCGACAACGCGACAGCUUGAAUACACGCUUGGAGGGCAUUCAGCCAGUGUAAACGUUGUGCGAUGGGGUGGAGGCGGCGUAGGAGGUAAAGGUGUUCUUUAUACCGCCUCUAGCGAUCGCACUGUCCGCGUGUGGGAUGCCAAUGGUGGAAAGCCGAUCUAUACCCUGAAAGAUCAUGCGCACUGGGUGACCACAUUGGCCCUCAACACCGAUUUCGUUCUUCGAACUGGACCUUACGACCACACGGGCAAGAAACCGAAGUCAGAUCAAGAAGCGCAAUCCCUCUCCAAAGCACGAUAUGACGCGCUCGCCACCUCCGUACCCGAACUUCUCAUCUCCGGCUCGGACGAUCAGACGCUCUAUUUGUGGUCCUUGUUCCCCGCCUCGGGCGAUGCGGGGAAACCAAAGCCUGUUGCGCGUCUGACCGGACAUCAAAAACAGCUGUCGCACGUCGCCUUUUCCCCAGACGGACGCUUCGCGGCCUCCGCUGCGUUUGAUAAUAGCGUGCGGAUUUGGGAGGGACGGACGGGCAAGUUUGUAGCCACGUUGCGAGGUCAUGUCGGUGCAGUUUACCGCCUAGCCUGGAGCGCCGACUCGAGACUGCUCGUUAGCGCGAGCAAGGACAGCACACUCAAGAUCUGGGAUUUGAAGACAUACAAGUUAAAAACGGACCUUCCCGGUCACACGGACGAAGUGUACUGCGUGGACUUCGUAGCUGAUAAGGUCGUGAGCGGUGGCCGCGACCGGAAAGUGAAGAUAUGGAAGAACUAGAGACUGCGUUAGGCAUAGUUUGGUUACUGUCGCAAUAGCUCUCGCCAUAAACUACUCUCUUGGUCUUCGUCAGUCCGCGUGUUGCUCACAGUCGGCGAAAUAAGAACGAGCAUCGGAGCUGAAGGAGUCUGGUUGAACCGAUAUCUGUAACCUGCCGAGUGGAGUAUCACCGCCGUCGUAGAGCUUGGCCUGACCUUACUCUAUAUAUCG
Punctularia strigosozonata HHB-11173 SS5 is the source of this 1773-nucleotide messenger RNA. Its product is annotated as WD40 repeat-like protein. Gene Ontology annotation, molecular function: protein binding. The coding region runs from base 1 to 1563 and encodes 520 amino acids. Lineage: Eukaryota; Fungi; Basidiomycota; Agaricomycetes; Corticiales; Punctulariaceae. Gene Ontology annotation, biological process: ribosomal large subunit assembly. The transcript is spliced from 8 exons. Gene Ontology annotation, cellular component: nucleolus. The record is from RefSeq and is a predicted model, not a curated record.